GGGAGGGGGUUCUUCUUUGACCAACAGCAACAGCAGAAGCAACAACACACCUCAUCCUUCUGAUUGGGAGAGAGGGAGAGAGAGAGAAGGAGAGGGAAUGAAGUCCAGGUGGGAGUGAACCCCCCCCCCUCCACACACCACCCCCCCGACUCACGACCAACCAACAGGGGCAGGAGAAGGGAGCGAGAGACACAACAAUGUACCGUGACCCCCUCCCUACCAGUGACCUGCGACAAGCCGACUCCCCUACAGAGACGUUUUAUCCGUUGCCUUUGACCUCUGGGAGGUUCACAGAAGAGAUCCUGCCAAUUCUUCAGCGGGCGUAUUUAAAGCCUUCGUCGCAGGGUUGCUUUCGCUACCGACAAGUGAUUAUCGUGAAGAACAAGGAGCGAUUAGACCAGUAUAAUGCCCGCCGACUGGACAUGGAGAAGAAGGGAUACAGCCAAGAGGAACUGGCGGAAUCCUUUGCUUUUGUACCGUUUCAAGGAGAAGAUCAGGCAAAAGUAGUCUGUCAGGAAGGACUGGGUGUUGGACACAGCGCGAUCACGACCCUGGGAGAUCCGACGAAGGGAGUGUAUCUAUGCCGAUAUUCCGAUUUCCUUCACCCCGCGCCGUGGCUUCACAAGGAAUCUGGCUGCCUUGUCAUAUUUAAAGUCAUUCAGGGUCGCGUGAAGUCGGUGGCCGAGAACUACACGGAUGAUUUCACCAGCCCCUCCCCCGGCUACGAUUGCCACGUCUCCCCAAACCUCCGCAAUGACGUCUCCUGCGCCACCGCCAGCCGCUUCGAAUUGACGCAGUAUUACGUCUACGAAUUCGGGCAGAGCGACGGAUUCCUUCGUUGUCCGAGACAGUUAUGCCCUUACGCGCUCGUGGAAUUCCAGUACUGCGGAGGCGCACGAGCCAUGCGGGAGUCAGUCGACGAGGAGAUAUUAGUUUCCGAAAUUCACGCAGAGCAGAAUUACUACCCUUGGAGGGGGCAGCUUAUCAACAACAACACGGCCAUCAAUGUAGCUCUGAAGUCACAGGUUGGCGGGGCACUGAUGCCAAUUGUUUUGCCGUCGAAGCUGGAGGUCAAAUGGGUCAUGAACGUUUGCGAUCUGAAGACCAGGCUUCCCCCAGCCGUUUUUGAUAAAGAAAGUUAUGAUCUGCAGGAAGUUUGCCUGGAGGGCCUGUACUGCAGCUUUUACGAGCUGGUGGAAGUCUCGCAGGACGAGGCACUUCAACUGAGCCCUUUAUUGGACCGGCUGAAGGAAAGGAAUCUGGCAGUCGUAAAAUUCUUAAAGGAUCAAGGGUUGCUCGUCCUGUUCGGUGGUCCCGUUUGCUGCAACACCGAAGAAAACACAGAGAACGUCCCCAAAACCGUGCAAGCCGUGUUCAUCUUCAAAAGUUCCAGGAUCGCUCACCUGAGCUCCAGAGCCCAAGCACCUGCCGCGCCAAUGCCGGUCCCCAACCCGCAAGAAGAUCCUCACGUGGAAGGUGCUUUCCAAAUGCUAUUGUACCAGAGAGAAUGCCAACGGGUGGAGCUGCUGCCUGGAGUCGACCUGGGCGAGCCCCCUGGUGCCCACCAUCCAGGACGCAGACGACGGGGCUCGGAUCACGGCGGCCUGCGCAGACCGCUACACGGAGCUGGCUCGCUGCGUCUCGGCAGGGAGCGGGGGAGCGGGGGGCCUGCCCCAGCUCCCGCCCGCCCCCACGGCCCCCGGGAACAGCCCGCCUCCUCUUCCUCCUCUUCCUCCUCCCCCCUCCCUGGCCCGGCUCCGCCUGUACCUGGCCCGGCCCGAGGGCUACGCCCUGCCGGUGUCCAGGGCCUUCGGGCUCUUCAUCUCCAGCAGCAGCCCCGACCAGCGGUCCCUGCCUCUCUACGAGACCUUCUGCUACUCCCUGAUCCGGGGGGUCACGCCCCCCCUCCUGGACGCUCCCCCCGACGUCGCCCCCGCCCCCCGCCUCGAGACCGCGGGCGGCCCCCCGGCCGGGAACGAGCCCGGGGGCGGGAGAGGGAGGCGGAGCCCGAGAUGCCGGGCAUCGAGAGGGAGCUCCCGGCCGAGCCGGGGAGGGAGCCCCGAGGCCCGGGGAGAGAGGCGGCGCCCCGGGCGCUGGUGAGGCCGCUGGAGGAGGAAGAGGAGGAGAGGGAGCCUCCGAUCCUGGAGAGAGCUGUAGAGCCCCAGGCCCUGGUCGUGGAGAGGGCCUCCCAGACGGUCGUCGAGAAGAUCGAGCCCCAGGCGUUCAAUGGGGAGACGGAGCCCUCCGCCCCCCCUCCGCCGCCGCAGGGGGCCUCGGACCCCCAGGCAACGCAGGGCGAACCCGCGCCGACCCCCGACGCCAACUGGAACAGGGAGUGGGAGUGGGGGUGGGAGAGCGAGUUCGAGCCGCGGGCGGGGGGCCACGGGUGGGUUUCCCGAUUGCGGGAGAGAGGGCAGCAGGCGGGGGAGGGGCAGGGGCAGGGGGUUGCCAAGAAUAGGCGAGGGGGUCCCCGGGGGAAAGCUAAGGUGGUCCCGACCUCGCCCGACAAGGGCGGGGUUCCGAAGGUGAGGCAGCGGAGGCUGAAAGCGGGGGAGCGGAGGGGGCGGAAGCCGGAGCCGGAACCCAGCGCCGCGGGGACGGAGAACCGGCAGGGAACCACGGUCCAGCUCCAGGCCUACGGCAGCGGGAAGGCGGAGGAUGGGGGACGCUGGGGAGGCAAAAGACUCGACGAGGAGGAGGAAGAGGAGGAGGAGGAGGAGAUGGUGGUGGAGGAAGAGGAGGAGGAGGAGGAGGGGCGGGGAAUGGGAGGAGGUGGUCCCGGAAGUCCGGCCCGCUCCGCAUUGCGAGCCGCCGCCAGCAGCUACGGGAGGAAGAGACCGUCGCCGGGGGCCGGGAGGGCGGAGGGGGAUGUUCCGGAAGACCUCGGCCCGGCUCCUCAGGGCAAAAGGCCCGUCAAGCUCAGAGCCCCCAAAAGAAUGGGCCGCCCUCCCAAGUGCCUUCAGGUUGUCCUGCCGCCCCCUCCCCCUCCCCCGCAGGACUCCCAGUACCCCAAGACCUCCCGCAUCGGCAGGCUCCUCAAGAGGCCCCAGCCGGUCCAAGCCCCGAGCGCCCCCCAAGACCCCGGCCGAGGCCAGAGGACCUCCCGGAACGGCCGCCCCUCAAGAAAACCCAAGAUGCGCCCGGGCGGGGGUUCGGCCCGAGCCGGCAAAGCCCCGAAAAACGCCCGAGCCCCGAGGAAGGCGUCGGCGGACGGCAAGACCAGCAGGUUGACGGAGGAAAGCGGAGGAGAGAGCGCGCGCAAGCCCAGGCGCGGUGGUCCGACGACAGAGGCCGGGAGUGGAAACGCUCCCAGCGAUGCCGAGACCUCCGACGCGGAGCCGGACCCCGGAACACCGCCCGGAGAGCUCCGCACCGUCUCGCCGCAGGGAAGCACGGAUGCCCUGAAGAUCCUGGCCCAGAUCUGCAGCUCGGCCUUGCCCUGCGCCCUGGCCACCCUGGCCAGCCUGGCCCAGCCGGGCGGGGGUGGGGGCGGGGGCGGCCCAGAGGCCGACCAGGAAGCCGGGAGCGGUGACCCCCUGGAGGCCGGGAGCCAAACCCCCCCCGCGCCGGGGCCGGGGACGGUGACGCUGAUGGUGAUGGCUUCGCGGGAGCGCGAGGGCCAGCCCCGCUUCUCCCCCUACGACCCCGAGGUGCACAGCGCCCGGACGGCGGGCAGCUACCCCACCCACCGCAAGCUGGGCUCCCUGCUGCUGGCCGCCACGGAGUGGGCGGGGGAGCCGGCAGCGGCCCCCAGCGUCCCCCAGAGGGCCCGCUCCCCGCAGGCCCGCCCGCCGGCCAAGGUCCGGCCCCUGGAGGGGCACCCGCCCUGCUUUGUCCACAAGGAUCACUCGUACUCCCAGCCCCGGUGGUCCGAAGAGCCCCCCUCCUCGCCCCCCGGGCCGGCAGCGGAGCCGGAGCAGGAGCCCCCCGCCGGUGGCCAGGCCGGGGGCGCCUCCCGGGACGAGGAGCGCAGCUACGAGGAGGGGACCCUGGUCGGGAGAGUGAGGCCCUUCAGGCGGGAAGAGGCGGGCAUUAGCCCGCUCGCCCCGGAGAAAGAGCUGCCGGAGGCCGGGAAGGACUACGGGCGCCUGCCCGAGCCGGAGCUGGAGCCGGAGGAGGGCUCGGAGGAGUGCUGCGGGCGCGGGGAGGAGGAGGGGUGUCACCGGGUGUACGAGGAGGAGGGGUCCCUGAGGGUGACGUUCGAGUGGAAGGGGCCGUACCUCUCGCAGUGGGACAGCAAGUACACCAACGACCCUCUGGAGAAGUCCGUGAUUCGCGCUCUGCACGGACCCUGGGACCCGACCAUUCAGGAGACCAUGAAGGAAGUGAAGCUUAUCCUGCACAUGUGGGUGGGUCUUUUCUACGCCAGUUCCAGCGCCGUGACCCACAGCUCCAUCAGGGAGGUCCGGGAACGGAUGGAAUCGGAGAUCUCCGGCGAUCUGGCGCACGGCUCCCCGGUCCCGGUGAACAGCGAAAUCCCCUCGGGGCCGGUCACCCCGCUUCCCAGGCAAACGGCGGGAGGGGCCAUCAAGUCGUCCGUGAUCAAAAGGAUCCAGAGGAACUCCAACCUGGUCACCUCGUACGACGAGAGCGAGCUGGAAUCUUCUUGCGCCGGAGCCCACCAGCCACCGGCGGGACCCCCAGCGGUCCCCGACCCCGAUCCCCGCUGUGAUUACCCGACGUACCUGGAGGCUCGGCGGGCUGCAGCCUGGCUUCCGGCGCCCGGAGACGCCACGAUCGACGCGCAGCCUCAGCGGGAGCAAGAGUCCUCCGACGGCGGAGAAGAGAGUGAGGGUCGGGGGAUCUCCGAGGAACUGGAGCUGAACCACCGCUUCCCUGCGGACCCAGGUGGAGGAGCGAGGCUGAACAACGCGUGGCAACUCGACGACGGCCACGACACCAAUCCCGGGCACGUUUCGGAGAGGCAGACCAACUCGGUCAUAAAACCGACGGAGAUUAUUCAGCAGCAGCGACAGUUUACAGAAAUCAUGCAGAUCCAUGAGGACGCCAGCCCGGAAGAUGAUUACAGCAGCGAAGAGCUCCCGUGUGUCGAGACGAAGGACCGGUCCCCCCCCACCAGCCUGUGCUCGCCCAGAAGCGGCGGAGAGGCCGAGGGCGCCGGGGAGCCCCCCCAGGCCGGAGUGGCCCGCCAGUCGUCCGUCAUCCAAGGCGGGUACGUGGCGCAGCUCAGGAAGCAGCCGUCGUCCGGGGGCGAGGAGGAGGUGCUGAGGAUGAGCGACGUGCUGGCCCUGCGAGGUGGGGGGGGCCGGGCGGAGGGGGGGCCCGGCCCGAGGCAGCGGCACCCCGAGUGCCCGGAGACGGUGGCCAGGGGGCCCCCCGGGGGCAGCCCGGCCGGGCAGGUCUACUCUCACGCCGGGACCUUCUCCCUGGCCGCGGCCUUCGCCCUGGCGGACCCCCUCCCGCCCGGCCAGGCGGAACGGCCGGAGAGGGACCCCGGGGGGGGCGGGGACGAGCUGCCACCUCCGACGCCGAGGGCCGGGGCCGACUCGAAGAGCGAUGGGGAGAUCACGAGCGACUCCGACGACGACGAGCGGGGCGCGACCCCUGCUGGCCCCCACCCCGGCCCAGAGGCCCCCCCCGGGAACAUCGGGCGGGGGAACAGGCUGGGGCGCCGCUCCGCGGGCUGCGGCCGGGGGUUUUCCGAGGCCUUCGCCGCCGCCUUGGCCCCCGACCCCUUCUCCAACUCCGAGGGGCACUGGAUGGACGGCGGGGGCUGGGGCUGGGCAUCACUCCCGCUCCGCGGUGGGGAGUGGGCGCCUGCUCUCGCCCGCGAAGCCGCCUGGCGAGACGGGAGGGCCAUGGCCUGGGCGGAGGCCGCGUGGGAGGAGGAGGAGGCGAGACGCCAGAGGGAGACGUGGUGGAGGGAGGCCGGUGGCUGGCGGAGGAGGAGGCGGAAGAGGAGGAGGAGGAGUGGGGGGACGCAGGCGGAGCCCGGCUAUUCGUCCGGCGAUACCCCGGGGGAGGGCUCGCUCCCGAGCAGCUCGGCCCCGGAGGACGGGCCCGACGAGGAGAAGGAGCGCGAGCGGGCCAGGCCCUCGGUGGUGAGGGUCACCGACCUGCUGGGCCGGUCGCUGCCGUACCUGAGCCUCUCAGGCCCGGGGCACGGGCUGGGCGGGGCCCCGAAGCCCCGGGUUUACCGCAUGGCGUCCCAGAUGUUCCGCGAGCGGCAGAGGGCGGACUGUACCCCUCGCCUCCGCUCGGAGUGUUUCGGGGGAACUCAGCAACAGCUCAACAGCCUGGUCAACAGGUCCACCGGGAUCCUGCCCUCCUCCUGCAGGAACGAGGGCAGGAGGGCGCCCAAGGGAAGGACGCGCGGGCAGAAGGAUCCCGAGGGCAGAGGGUCCCCAGGCAGGAGAGCGCCCCCGAAAAGGCGGAGGCUGGCCCGUCGGGCCUCCGGGGAGGCGGUGGAUCCUGGCGGGUGCCCGGAAUACCAGGGCCCCGCCCGGGGUCCGUCCCGGCCCCCCGGAGACCUGCCGGGCGGGGGGGGCCGCAAGGAGCGAGCAGGCUGCUUUCCCCCGGGCGAGGGCGAGGCUGGGGGCGAGGACGAGGGCUGGACAGGCCGAGGCCUGGUUGCGCCGGCGCCGACUGGGACUCAGGACCACGACUUGCACCGAAACCUGAACGAAGCCGAGAUGGACGACAUGUGGAGAGGCACCUACAGGUACUACGUGGUCGAGACCAACACCGAGCAGUUCUUCGAGGAAUUGAAGAACUUGCUGAAGAAGGAAAGCCACGUGGAAAUUGGGGCUUCGGAUCUCUCUUCGAUACAGCUUCAUCCUCCCGAGAAAUGUUUUGUCAUCAUUAGAAAAGACGACGUAUGGAACCAUCUCCAUCAGAUUCCACAUCUAACACUAUUGAAGCGAACGAGAGGUGUGCAUUUUGCUGGGGUGGACAGUCCAGAGGACAUGGAAGAUCACACGUUCCAGGAGCUGUUGUGUUCAGGGGGCUUUGUGGUCUCCGAUUGGGCCGUGCUGGAGUCGGCGACUGUAGAAUAUUUGCAACAGAUUUCAGACGUCCUAAUGGAGCUCAAUGAAGAGAGCGAGUGGAAGUGGAUGCUUCACAUGAAAGAGCUCAAGCAGCUGAAGGAGAAAGUGAGGGAUGAGGAUGUGGCCACAAGGAAGAAUUCGCUGCUGACGUCAAUGAUGGCAGCAAAAGUGGUGGAAGUUCUUCCUUUCCACGAGUGUGACUCCAGGCUACAAGAGAAGCCCGACUACCUCAACUGUCUCAUAAAGCUACAAGUCCAGAAAAUUGCUUCCAGGUUUGCUGUGUUUCUCACAGGUAAGCCUGAGGAGCAUCGAGACACUUUCAUGCAGAAUGGCAUCCUCGUGACAGAUGCAAAUAGUUUCGUCAAAGAUUUCAAUGCGUGGAGCACCCCUUCGCCAAGUAACAGCACCACGGAAAACGGUCUGAGCUGAGAGGCAGAUGACGAUGACCUGUAUCCCUCUCGACAGUAUUCCUGAAACGCAGUGAAGAGACCAGCUCCACAAAGGUGACAGCUUUCCAUUUCACCCGGUGUCUCCCUCCCUCGCUCGCCCCCACGACCAACUAAAGUUAAGGAAUUUAAUGUUCGCAUUGUGUUACCGAUUUGAGUUUCAAAUGUUACCACGUUUCCACCAAUCGAUCAGUUUUAUUGGUCUUUCGGCAUGGUAGAUGCUGUGUUUGCCGACAUUAACUUCCCACCCCAGUUUUGUUAUCAAUGAAAUAUUGUAUUUUUCUAUUUAUUUGUAAACGUUUAGAUAUUUUAUUGGUGUCAAAUGAAGACGAUUCCUGUAUUUUAAUAGGGACAUUCCAUUUUACACAUAUUUUAAUAAAAAGCACAAUUUGGCAACAA
Messenger RNA from Callorhinchus milii (elephant shark), 7852 nucleotides. RefSeq names its product transcription activation suppressor family member 2 (gene tasor2). Gene Ontology annotation, biological process: negative regulation of gene expression, epigenetic. Gene Ontology annotation, cellular component: nucleoplasm. Bases 198 to 7436 code for a protein of 2412 amino acids. Lineage: Eukaryota; Metazoa; Chordata; Chondrichthyes; Chimaeriformes; Callorhinchidae. The record is from RefSeq and is a predicted model, not a curated record. The transcript has 29 exons.